Messenger RNA from Oryzias latipes (Japanese medaka), 3092 nucleotides. RefSeq names its product pannexin-1. Gene Ontology annotation, cellular component: plasma membrane. Gene Ontology annotation, molecular function: wide pore channel activity. The record is from RefSeq and is a predicted model, not a curated record. NCBI's taxonomy places the organism in Eukaryota, Metazoa, Chordata, Actinopteri, Beloniformes, Adrianichthyidae. Gene Ontology annotation, biological process: cell-cell signaling; positive regulation of interleukin-1 production; monoatomic cation transport.
AACAUCUUUUUUCACAGUAGCAUAUACAGGUUCCGUUAAAAGUAGAAUACAACCUGAGCCCUCAGUUCUCAGUCGUCUACCAUCUCCUCUCUCACAGUGGAUCUAAACAACGGGAAUGCUGGGUAGGAAACUGUUAGUGAGAGAAUGGAAGGGCCCUUUGACUCCAUCCCUUACCCACUGGCAGACCUCUCUGGGUCAACUUGCAGCAGAUGACUUCAACAGUAAAUGGUCUCACUAUAUUGAACACAGGUCAACGACAUCGCCAGCUCUAGAAACCAGAAAGGGCUAACUGUCAAGUGUCUUUUCUAAUUUUCUUUUGUUUUUGUUUGGUAGGUUGAAAGUUAUGGGGUUGGUGGGUUUUUUCCACAGUGAACUGCAUCUCAGUUCCGUAUUCUGUCUUUGUGUGGAAUAUUGUAAUUUUGUCUUUAAAAAUGAAUAAAGUUUAAGUCAUAAAAAAAUAAAAUACAACCUGUUUCAAAUCAGAUCCUCCUGCUGCAACAGAUUUACUUGAAAUUAACGUGCAAGAGGAUCAAGUCUAGAUCUAUCUAUCUAUAAUGUUGAAAAUAGAAAACUUAAUUAACUAAAACUCUUCAACCAAAGGGAUAGAAGAAGCGCUUGUGGCUCCGGAGCCUCAGAAUGCAGACCCCCCCUGCGUUGGACUGAAACAUGUUUACAUCUUCAUUUUAGAAGAAAAAAAAUUCAACUUGAACAGCAGGAAAUGGAAUAAAUCAAGAGACUUUCAGGCUUGGAAAACAAAAACAUAUAAAAACACUAAUGAGAAUCUCAUUCGUGACGCCGUUUAGGAACAUUUCAGUUAGCAAAAAACGUUUUUUUGUUUUUUCUUAUAUCUCUAGAUAAGGGCGCUGCUAAAAGAUGGCCAUCGCUCACGUGGCGACGGAAUACGUGUUCUCCGACUUUCUGCUGAAGGAGCCGAACAAGCCUCAGUACCGCAGCGUCCGCACCGAGCUGGCCAUGGACAAGAUGGUGACCUGCGUGGUGGUGGGGCUGCCGCUGCUCUUCAUCUCACUGGCCUUCGCUCAGGAAGUCUCUGUAGGCACCCAGAUCAGCUGUUUCGCUCCGAGCAACUUCUCCUGGAGGCAGGCGGCUUAUGUCGACUCCUUCUGCUGGGCAGCCGUUCACUCACACACUCUACCUCUGUGGCUGCACAAGUUCUUCCCCUACAUCCUGCUGCUGGUGGCGAUGCUGAUGUACACCCCGGCGCUGUUCUGGAGGUUUUUUGCGGCCCCCAUCCUGCAGUCAGACCUGGGCUUCAUCAUGGAGGAGCUGGACAGGUGUUAUAACCGAGCGGUCACUCUGGCCAAACGGGUUGCAGCGCUUCACCUCUCUGCAGACAGCGACCCCACUGAGGGCUGCUUCAAUUACCCGCUGGUGGAGAAGUUUCUGAUGACCAAGCGCUUCUCGCGGCGGCUGCUGUUCUACUACCUGCUGUGCCGCGGCCUGACGCUGGUCACCCUGCUGUGCGCCUGCAUCUACAUGGGGUACUACUACAGCCUGGCCUCCGUCAAAGACGACUUUGACUGCAAGCUGCGGGUGGGGCUGCUGGAAUCCGACCCCACCGUUCCGGAAAAGGUCCAGUGUAAACUCAUCGCCGUGGGCGUCUUCUCUCUGCUGAGUCUGGUCAACCUGGUGGUGUUCGCUGCGCUGAUGCCGGUGGUGGUCUUCGCCGGGCUGCGGCCGCUCCUCUUCCGGGAGCACGCCAAGUUCCUGGAGAUCUACCAGUCCCUCCCCACUGUGGGCGUCCUGCCCCCCCCCAACGGACAGUGUGACGACCUCUCCAUGUACCUGCUCUUCCUGGAGGAGAACCUCAGCGAGUUGAAGUCCUACAAGUACAUUAAAGUGUUGGAGAUGUUGAGGAGGCGUGGAGAGUGCUCCGGGGAAAACUUCGACACCAUGGGCCUGCUGCAGACGCUCUGCCCCGUUAAAAUGGAACAGGUGGACGGGAAGAAACCUCAGACCACCGCAGAGAAACUGGAUGAAACCAAAAUAAACCUGACUGAUGGAAACGCUGAGAAAAACCUCCACGCUCCAAAUCCAACCUCCGAAAACGAAACAGAGAUGAAAGAGCUCAGCCCGUUGUUGGCGAAGGAAGUGACGGACAGCAGAGCAGGAGAGGGCGGGACCCUUCGGCAGCGGGCGAUGUGAUUGGCUGCUGACGUUGCAACUUAAAUGGAUAGAUGAAAUCAUGGAGAUGGCUAAAGUAUUUCAAAGAUGCUUUUGUGUUUAGAUCCGCGCUCACAGCUCCGUCGAAGAGAAACAAAAGAUGUGUGGAAAUGUUCAUGUUUACACGGCUGUUAGGGUUUUUUUUGUUUAGAUAUAUUUUUUUAAGGAUGAGACAAUCUCACCAUAGCUGUUCAUGAAAACGGAACUCCAAGCGGUGGAUGAGCUGCUCCACUUUAGAUGAGAAACCUUUUUUACAGCUUCUGCCAUCUGAACUCCUUCAGAGUAAAAGCAGCAGCUCUGUCAGAAAAGCACUGACUGGACGGGCUUCUCCUUAUUUGUGUUUGUUUUUUUUUUUGUGUGCAGUUUUUCCAUUUUUGCUGUCUUCGUGGCAGACUUGACUUUUUGUAAUCUGACACGUCCUGACAUAUUUCAUAUUAUUGUGAAGGGCUGAUGACGUGACAGGAAACCGUGCCUCAAUGUUUUGGUUCUGAUUCUGAAAAAUGUGGAUUGUUUCUCAAAAGUUAGACCUGCUGAAUGUUUUCUUAAAGGUGCAAACACACUUCUGCUGACGGGACGAACAAAAAAGUGGUGUUGAAUGUACAUUUGAAAUAACUGGAGUCAAAAAGCUUUAGUCAGAAACAGACUUCAGGAACGAACGCUAGUUUUUACGGAAUGACUCUUCUGUCCAGCGUACGAGCAUCUAUUCGCCGCGGUACGACUUUCUCCUUGUUGCUGCUCGUGUUUGUGAAAGGUUGAUCUUUUUUCUGUGAUGGCGUUCUUCGUCUGCUCCUUCUGAGCCAACUGACAACAAGCAGCGCCGCAAACUUUGUCUUUUGAUCAGUUUGUGCUUGAGGAUUUAUUUGUGAUUGUUGUUUUGUCUGAAUUUGCCAAAAUAAACGUUGUGAACAGAU